This is a messenger RNA of Ochotona curzoniae (black-lipped pika), 9939 nucleotides long. It is a transcript of the gene MON2, whose product is annotated as MON2 homolog, regulator of endosome-to-Golgi trafficking. Lineage: Eukaryota; Metazoa; Chordata; Mammalia; Lagomorpha; Ochotonidae. The transcript has 36 exons. The record is from RefSeq and is a predicted model, not a curated record. Bases 370 to 5532 code for a protein of 1720 amino acids.
GGCUAAUGGCGUCGGCAAGUCUGGGGAAUCUGGGGACCCUGGGAAGCGGGCGCUGAAGCUUCUCGCCAGGUUGGUUGGUGACGUCCAGUGUGACCUGGCCCCGCGGCUGCGGGGAGGACGUGCCCGCCUGGUGGACUCCUCGGCCAGAGCCGGCGGGGCCUGGCGGGGCGGGGCCCCGAGAGGAGCCGGAGGUGUCGGCGGAGGGCUGCGGGGGGCGCACGGACCAGCCCGGGGGUGGGAGCCCUAGGCCCCAGAGGAGUCCGGGCAGAGCCCCCCCUGGGCGGACCGGACCGCCCGAGGAUCGCCGCCGCCGGGAGAGCGGGCUGACAGUGCUGGAGCUUGUCUGUGUCCCUGGGACCUGCUGGGAUCAUGUCCGGCCCCAACAGCCCCGAGGCGGUGAAGAAGCUGCUGGAGAAUAUGCAGAGCGACCUGCGGGCCCUGUCGCUGGAGUGCAAGAAGAAAUUCCCACCUGUCAAAGAGGCUGCUGAAUCAGGAAUUAUAAAGGUUAAAACAAUAGCUGCACGAAACACUGAAAUUUUGGCAGCAUUGAAAGAGAACAGCUCAGAGGUUGUGCAGCCUUUUCUAAUGGGUUGUGGAACCAAGGAACCGAAGAUCACUCAGCUGUGCUUGGCUGCCAUUCAGAGACUCAUGUCCCAUGAAGUCGUGUCUGAGAUUGCAGCUGGAAAUAUAAUUAAUAUGCUUUGGCAACUAAUGGAAAACAGUCUUGAAGAACUUAAGCUACUUCAAACAGUUCUUGUUCUCUUAACAACCAACACAGUAGUUCAUGAUGAGGCUCUUUCUAAGGCAAUUGUUCUUUGUUUUCGAUUACACUUCACAAAAGAUAAUAUUACAAAUAAUACUGCUGCUGCAACAGUGCGACAAGUUGUAACAGUUGUGUUUGAGAGGAUGGUCGCAGAAGAUGAGCACCACAAAGGUAUUGUGGAACAACCUGUACUAGUCCAAGGAAAUAGUAACAGAAGAUCUGUCAGUACCCUCAGACCUUGUGCUAAAGAUGCAUAUAUGCUUUUUCAGGACCUUUGUCAGUUGGUUAAUGCUGAUGCCCCUUACUGGCUGGUAGGCAUGACAGAAAUGACUCGAACAUUUGGCCUUGAAUUACUGGAGUCUGUCCUGAAUGAUUUUCCACAAGUCUUUUUACAACAUCAGGAAUUUAGUUUUCUCCUCAAGGAGAGGGUAUGCCCUCUUGUGAUAAAGCUGUUUUCUCCAAAUAUAAAGUUCAGACAAGGUUCCAACACUUCGUCUUCCCCGGCACCAGUGGAAAAGCCGUAUUUUCCCAUCUGCAUGCGUUUGCUGAGAGUAGUCUCCGUUCUCAUUAAGCAGUUUUACAGUCUCUUGGUAACUGAAUGUGAGAUAUUUCUGUCACUCCUGGUUAAAUUUCUGGAUGCUGAUAAACCACAAUGGUUACGAGCUGUUGCAGUGGAAUCAAUACACAGACUUUGUGUGCAACCUCAGCUGUUAAGGUCAUUUUGUCAGUCCUAUGAUAUGAAACAGCAUUCUACCAAGGUUUUUCGUGAUAUUGUGAAUGCACUGGGAUCUUUUAUCCAGUCCUUGUUUCUUGUUCCUCCUACUGGGAAUCCUGCUGCAACCAACCAGGCUGGUAACAACAAUUCUGGUGGGCCAGUAUCAGCACCAGCUAACUCAGGAAUGGUGGGGAUUGGUGGAGGUGUUACUUUGCUACCAGCAUUUGAAUAUAGAGGAACUUGGAUACCUAUUCUGAGUGUGACAGUUCAAGGCAGUGCUAAAGCCACCUACCUAGAGAUGCUGGACAAAGUUGAGCCCCCAACAAUACCAGAAGGUUAUGCCAUGUCUGUGGCGUUCCAUUGUUUGCUAGACCUUGUCCGUGGAAUCACUAGUAUGAUUGAAGGCGAGUUAGGAGAGGUUGAAACAGAAUGUCAGUCCACCACUGAAGGAGAGUCUUCACCAACAGCCUCUGCAGAAGAACAAGACAGGCAGUCAGCAUCAGACCACGUGGAUAAGGGAACUGUUAGUAGAGCCAUUUGGGAAGAAAUGGUGAAUGCCUGCUGGUGUGGUCUCCUGGCUGCACUCUCGCUGCUUCUGGAUGCCAGCACAGAUGAAGCUGCCACAGAGAGUAUUUUGAAAGCUGAGCUGACGAUGGCUGCUCUUUGUGGAAGACUGGGCCUGGUGACUUCACGAGAUGCCUUUAUAACAGCGAUGUGCAAGGGCUCCCUGCCUCCACACUAUGCACUUACUGUAUUAAACACCACCACUGCUGCUGCACUGACCAAUAAAUCGUAUUCCAUUCAGGGCCAAAGUGUUAUGAUGAUAAGUCCAUCAAGUGAAUCUCACCAGCAAGUUGUGGCAGUGGGUCAGCCUCUGGCCGUCCAACCUCAGGGCACAGUCAUGCUAACUUCCAAAAACAUCCAAUGUAUGAGGACUUUGCUUAACUUAGCGCACUGCCAUGGGGCUGUUCUUGGAACAUCGUGGCAACUCGUCUUGGCAACUCUUCAGCAUCUUGUAUGGAUUCUGGGAUUAAAGCCUAGUAGUGGUGGUGCCUUGAAACCUGGGAGAGCUGUAGAAGGACCUAGUACGGUCCUAACAACGGCAGUGAUGACAGAUUUACCAGUGAUUUCCAAUAUACUUUCGAGAUUGUUUGAAAGCUCACAGUAUCUUGAUGACGUAUCAUUGCAUCAUUUAAUAAAUGCACUUUGCUCCUUAUCCCUAGAAGCAAUGGAUAUGGCCUAUGGAAAUAAUAAGGAACCAUCACUUUUUGCUGUUGCCAAGUUGUUAGAAACUGGUCUAGUUAAUAUGCACCGAAUAGAAAUCUUAUGGCGACCUUUAACUGGCCAUCUGCUUGAGAAGGUCUGCCAGCAUCCAAACUCUCGAAUGAGAGAAUGGGGAGCCGAAGCUUUAACUUCACUUAUUAAAGCAGGAUUAACAUUUAAUCAUGAUCCUCCACUUUCACAAAACCAGCGGCUGCAGUUGCUUUUAUUGAACCCAUUAAAGGAGAUGUCCAAUAUCAACCAUCCUGAUAUCCGACUCAAGCAAUUAGAAUGUGUAUUACAGAUUCUCCAGAGUCAAGGAGACAGCCUUGGACCUGGAUGGCCAUUAGUGCUUGGAGUCAUGGGCGCAAUUAGAAAUGAUCAAGGAGAGUCCUUGAUACGAACUGCAUUCCAGUGUCUUCAGUUGGUAGUGACUGAUUUUUUACCAACAAUGCCUUGCACUUGCCUUCAGAUAGUUGUAGAAGUUGCAGGUAGCUUUGGACUUCAUAACCAAGAACUUAAUAUUAGUUUAACCUCAAUAGGUUUAUUGUGGAAUAUUUCAGAUUAUUUUUUCCAAAGAGGAGAAGUUAUUGAAAAAGAAUUAAAUAAGGAAGAGGCAGCACAGCAGAAACAUGCAGAAGAGAAGGGAGAGAUUUUGAAUCGGCCGUUCCACCCUGCCCCACCAUUUGAUUGCUUGUGGUUAUGUCUUUAUGCAAAGUUGGGUGAACUGUGUGUGGACCCCCGUCCUGCUGUCAGGAAGAGUGCAGGGCAAACUUUGUUUUCUACCAUUGGAGCACAUGGAACUUUAUUACAGCACUCAACCUGGCACACCGUUAUUUGGAAGGUACUCUUCCACCUUUUGGACCGAGUUCGAGAGUCUUCUACCACUGCAGACAAAGAAAAGAUUGAGUCUGGAGGUGGCAAUAUUCUCAUUCAUCAUUCAAGAGAUACAGCCGAGAAGCAGUGGGCUGAGACAUGGGUAUUAACAUUAGCCGGAGUAGCAAGAAUCUUUAACACUAGAAGAUAUUUAUUGCAACCUUUAGGGGAUUUUUCAAAAGCCUGGGAUGUUCUUCUUGACCAUAUACAAUCAGCUGCACUCAGCAAAAACAAUGAAGUUUCUCUGGCAGCUCUGAAAAGCUUCCAGGAAAUUUUACAGAUUGUGUCUCCUGUUCGGGACUCAGAGAAACCAGAGACACCGCCUGUUGUUAAUGUGCCUGUGCCUGUCCUCAUAGGGUCCGUAUCAGGGCCUGCCAUGAGCAGACCAUUUGUAAGAACAGAUUCUAUUGGUGAAAGACUUGGAAGAUACAGUAGUUCUGAGCCACCAGUAGUUACUGAUGAGCUUGAAGACUUGAAUCUCUGGUGGGCUGCGUGGAAUACCUGGUAUAGAAUUGGAUCUGAAAGCACUAAGCCUCCUAUCGCUUUUGAUAAACUAACUUUUAUUCCCAGCCAGCCUUUUCUUACAGCUUUAAUUCAGAUAUUUCCAGCUCUCUACCAACACAUAAAAACUGGCUUCAACAUGGAUGACUUGCAAAAAUUGGGAGUGAUAUUGCACAGUGCUGUUUCAGUCCCAAUUAGUUCAGAUGCAUCUCCUUUCAUUCUUCCAUCUUACACUGAAGCAGUUUUGACAAGUUUACAGGAAGCUGUACUUACAGCUUUAGAUGUUCUCCAAAAGGCCAUAUGUAUAGGACCCGAAAACAUGCAGAUAAUGUAUCCAGCCAUAUUUGACCAGUUGCUGGCCUUUGUAGAAUUUUCCUGUAAACCUCCUCAGUAUGGACAACUGGAAACAAAACAUAUUGCAAAUGCAAAAUAUAAUCAGAUCCAACUAUUUGCACCGGCUGAAUGGGUAGCCUUGAAUUAUGUACCAUUUGCUGAGAGAUCUUUAGAAGUAGUUGUGGAUUUAUACCAAAAAACAGCCUGUCACAAAGCAGUGGUGAAUGAGAAAGUACUACAGAACGUUAUUAAGACUCUUAGGGUUCCUCUUAGUUUGAAGUACUCCUGCCCUUCCGAAAGCACAUGGAAACUGGCAGUGUCUUCUCUCCUCAAAGUCCUUUCUAUUGGGCUACCUGUUGCCCGUCAGCAUGCUUCUUCUGGAAAAUUUGAUACAAUGUGGCCAGAACUAGCCAACACUUUUGAAGACUUUCUCUUUACUAAAAGCAUACCUCCAGAUAAUCUUUCUAUUCAAGAAUUUCAAAGAAAUGAAAGUAUUGAUGUUGAGGUAGUUCAGCUCAUUAGCACUGAAAUCCUACCUUACGCCAAUUUUAUUCCUAAGGAAUUUGUUGGUCAGAUAAUGACUAUGCUUAACAAGGGCUCAAUACAUUCUCAGUCCUCUUCAUUUACAGAAGCAGAGAUUGACAUUCGUUUAAGAGAAGAAUUUUCCAAGAUGUGUUUUGAAACAUUGCUCCAGUUUUCCUUCAGUAAUAAAGUCACAACACCACAAGAGGGCUACAUCUCCCGGAUGGCUCUCUCAGUGCUUUUAAAAAGGUCUCAGGACGUGCUACAUCGUUAUAUAGAGGAUGAAAGAUUAAGUGGCAAAUGCCCUCUUCCCAGGCAACAAGUAACAGAAAUCAUAUUUGUUUUAAAAGCAGUCAGUACUCUAAUUGAUUCACUUAAGAAAACUCACCCUGAGAAUGUUGAUGGAAAUACCUGGGCACAGGUAAUUGCCUUGUACCCAACUUUAGUGGAGUGCAUUACCUGCUCAUCCUCUGAAGUCUGCUCCGCACUUAAAGAGGCACUAGUUCCCUUUAAGGACUUCAUGCAGCCACCAGCAUCCAAAGUUCAAAACGGAGAAUCUUGACCAGCUACAGGAUAGUGAAGGAAGAAAUACACCUAAGAAUGUUUGCUCCUGAGUCUUCUGUGAGAGGAUGUUUCUUACUAAAAAUGAUUAUUGGCAGCUGUUGUUUGCUUUCUUUAAAUUGUACUUACCUGGGUUUAGUAAUUCUUAAAAGCUUCCAAAGGCUCGGAAUGAGUAGCAGUACAAGCCUUCAAGCUGUACUGAUGAGAGAGAUGGUUAACACAGUGUACCUGCUACCAUUUGUUCAACUGGUGAUUCAGAAGUGAGCUUAUGUAUAGCUUGUGGUGUAUGUGUUAAUGAUGUACUUUUUAAAAAGAAAGAGAACAUAUUUCAGUUCAGUCAGAUUUAUUAGGCUGGAGUUUUUGCACCCUUUUUCAAGUAUAAAAUUGUACUAAAUUUUAUGCAAGAAGGUACUGUAACAUUCCAUAUUAUCUAUAACCAGCCUUUGUAAACAAAGGGAACGGAUAACUUGUGUGUAUAAUAAAUAGUACAGUUCUGUAUAAAAUAGUUGCAUUUAUUAUUUAAAUUUUAAAAAUAUUGAUAUUGUUAAUUAAAUGCUUGAAAUUGUAUUUAUUAAUACAAAGUUGUUUGCUUACAUUUUUGCUAUAAUUUGCCUUAUUGUGCACAGAUAAGUUCACAUAAUCAUGCAGUUAGCUUCAGGCUUAUUUUAAAUGUAUUGCUGGUGACUCUUACACAUCUGGCCCGAAAGGUCAUGUGAACACAGCAGCAAAUGGUUUAUGAUUUGCUGAUUUUGCAACCUUGAAAUAGGGGUUGUUAAUUUACUAAAUUGAGAUGUGUUGUAGCACUAUGACUCCAUCAUACCUCAUUUCCUUAACUGUCUCUUCUAGCUUUCACUUGUCUGCUUUUAUAUCUGCUCUCUGAAUUUUAAAGACUUUUCACAUUUUAUAUUUCUACUGAUUUCCCCCCAACAUUUAUCACUGUCUUUGAAUUAUAAACCAGGCAAGAUGAUUUCAGAUUUCCUGAAAUAUGCCUAUGAGAUUUUUUUCAUUUCACUGCUUCAUUUUGUAAUAUCUUUUCAAGAAGAAAAAAAAAUCUAUACUAACCCCCAAGUAUAAAAUAUAUGUAUAUUAUAAAAUGACAAGUGUAUUUUUGACGGUAGUCAAGAUCUCGAAGUCCAGUAAACUUGCUGUCUUAGAGUAAAAUACUAAUUUUGUUUCACUUUCCUGUUCUAGUGAAAAAGAAAAGUGCUCUUGAUACAUUAACUUAAUUGUUUCUAAAAACUGACUUUGACCUAGUUCACUGUAUUUUUUAUUUAAUGAAUUAUGGUAUAAUAUUUUACUUCUGAGUUAAAUUUUCAUAAUCAUUUAUGUGAAGACAGAAAGAUGUGUAAAAAAUGAUUAUUCAUAAGAAAUCAUAAUGGUCUUGGUAUUAUUUUAGUAUAUUAGGAGAUCUUUGAUGUUAAGAGAAUUUAUGAAUUUCAGCUUCUUCCAAAUAAUCACAAAACAGCAGAAAACACUAGAAAUGAGUAACAGAUGAAGUUUAAUGUUGAGACUAUUAUAACUAUGUAAUUAUUUAAGUUGCACUAUUACCUGUAAAUAUGUGGUAAGUUCUUUUUUGAGGGAGUGUUACUUUUAUGUCACUUAAUUUCUGUUUUAUUUCGACUAAAAUUAAGGUAAAGCACAACAUUUCAUUGUUUCUGCUUUCGGUAUUUUCCUUAAAGUUGUAAAAAGAGGUCACUCAACUGUGUAGUUUAUGUUCUACAUUUGAAUAUAUCAAAUUGGAGAUUAGAAAAAUCCACACACUACUGACUGAUUAUUGAAACAGAAUAACAAGGGUAGUGCGUUUCAAUAACAUUAAAAAUAUUGUUAUUAGUUUAUAAGUGAAACUAUACCCAUUUUUGAAAAAUAACAGAUCAGUUGCAAACAGGAUAAUUAUUUUCCAGUCCAGCAGAAGUUAAAUGUGAGUUGGGGGUAUGCAACAUACAUUUACAUAAACCGAGUAGUUUGAUAGUGUAUUAGCUUGUGAUGUCAGAGCAUUUCCUGUGGUUCCAAACAUACAAAUGCAGUGGAUGUGUUAAUCCCACAUAAUAAGGUAAUCCAUUUCAAUCUCAUGGGUCCAAGUGGCUGCUUUUCCGCCAUUUCCUGCAUAGUAUAAUUAAGAGUAUCUCCCAACACCUUGCAGGUGUCACUACUAGCAAAAAUUAUUUCUCUGAGCCAAGCAUUCCUCUAGCUUGAUUUUCUAAAAUGCCCUGAUCCUGAGGGAGGUUAGCACAUUUUUCUUGUUAAUAUGAACUGGAUUCCUGGGUGAUUAAAAGAAUGGGGCUGUGCAAAAUUACUAGAUGCAAGGAUAUUCAAACACGAACCUCCCAGAGCCAAGAUCAUUUCAUUGUACAAUUGAGCCUAUAACUGUUCCUUGAAACAUAGUAAUGGUGUCCUUUGAGAUAAGUACCAGAAAUACAGAAUGAACUUUAUGCCUCACAUAAUCAUCUUUUGUCAACUUUUAGUGCCUCCCUUGCUGGACAGAAGUAUAUGUCAACAACUGGAUAAAGAAUGUCCUUGUCUGUUUUGUCCAUUAUUAAGGAAAUAAGGUGGUUGUUAGCUUUAGUAGAUUAUUUUUUAGUGUAGUUUAAUGCUACCACUGCCAAGAAAGAAUACAUGGUUUUGUAUUAUUUUAUUAUUUUUCUAUAAUGUUUUAGUAUUUUCCUCGUGUUAGUUUUACUUUAUAAAAUGAUAUAUAAUACUUAUUUAUUAGAAGCCUAAUGGGUGCUAAAAGUAAAAGGAAUAAGAGUAUACUUGGAAGGAACCUUUUAAAAACCUGCUUCGUUUUAGUUUUAUUAGAUCUAUAUCGUUCCAUACCCAUUUUUCAUCUGUAUGUUUAUUGAUUCCACUCUUGCCAUAUUCUUUACGUUGUAUAUAAACUUAGAAGUAAGGGAUUUAGUGUACAGGUUUUUUGCUGGAGAAUAGCAUUCACUUAGUUACACAGCAGGCCAAUAACAACUAGGGUAUUUGUGUUCAUAAAAACUUUAAUAAACACAGACAUAUUUUGUUCAUUAUUGCAAUUUGAUACUGCUGUAACAUUUGAUCCAAAGGAUUAGGUAAACUGAGAUUGAAUCAGCAUAAAUUACUUAAUAGUGUUAGAAAACAACUCAAGUAUAUACUCUUUUCCUGCUGAGGCAGACCCUGGGAGGCAGUGGCUGAUGGUUCAGACCCUGCCGACCAAGGGAGAGAUGGCCUGAGCUAGCUCCUCGGCCAAGGGGGAGAUGGUCUGAGCUUAGCUCCUUGCUUCACCUCCUGCAGUCACGGCUGUGGCAAGUACUUAAGCAGUGAGCCCUCAAAUCAGAGAUUGUCUGUCUCUCUCAUUCAAAUAAAUACAAAUUUUAAAAUUAAAAAAAUCUUAUUAAAGUAGAGGCUAUUGCAUUCAUGUUAGCAAAGGGCUAUGUAGUUUCUUUAUAAUGACUAAUGCAUCCUCUCCAAAUGUAGAAUAAUUCAGAUGGGCAACCAGAUUCUCAAAGGAAUACUUGGCCUGCCUGGCCAAGGCAGAACACUUAGGAGCUCACCUGCCAACGACUGCCACAGAAAUUCAUUGGAAGUUUGUAAGUCCCUGGAAUGGACCAGUGUUCAGGCCCAAAAUAUUAUAUAGUUGUUGUUGUUUUCAAUAUAGAAAAUGAGCACAGACAAGCACAAAAAUGGUUUCUGAGAGAGCAAUGCCAUCAACCUGUUAUGUUCUUCAGAUGUCCAGUUACUUUGUCAUUGUGGUAGAUACCAUGAUAUUGUGUAGAGAAGCCUUAGGUGUAUUUUACCUACGGUGUUACUAGUGAAGGUUUUUUUUUUUCUAAGAACAAAUUUAUAACAAACAUUGUUACCUAUUUGUGUAAAUAAUUUUUAAUACUUCAUAAUCAUUUGUAGGAAAAAUUUUAUAUCCCUGGAAAGCGGUGGAUUUGGAUUGAAAAGCUGUCAAAAAGAUUGGGGGAGGGGGAGACUUUGUAUAUUGAUUUAUAUAUAAACUGCUUCAGAGGUUAAAAUAAAUCAAAUAGUUAUGAUAAUUAAAAAUAUAUAGCCAAGAGAGAGGGAGCCCUUUUCCACUGGUUCACUCCCCAGAUGUUUUCAACAUCCAGGCCAAAACUGGAAGCCUAACUUGGAGUCAGGUCCAAGGUUCUCACCUGGGUAGCAAAACCCACCCACCCAACCCAUCACUUCUUGCAUAGGCUGUACUGGCAUGAAGCUGGGCUCAGGAGCAGGAGCCAGGAGAGAAGCACAGGUAUGGUGGUAGGAAACGUGGCAUCUUAAAUGCCAGUCUGAAUGCCCUAAGUACUCCUAAAUGCAAUAUUUGAGUGAACUAGCAGUGUUGUCUCUUCAAAAGGGCAUAGGUUGAAUAAGCAUGCCUUUUGUGAAUAGAAAAAUUGUUGAUAAUCUUGAUAAUUUGAAGCAAUGGUCUGAGACUCUGCUUCUU